CAAUCAAAUGGUGAAUACUGAAUAGUCAAAACUCAAAUCAAAACAAAAAUAAUAAAUUUGUGUAUAGACCUCUAGUCCUUUAAAAUAAUAAAUAAUUAAAAACGUCGUUUGUAGUUAGUCUUAGUUAUAAUGGUGAAUUAUUGCUGCGUACAAGGAUGUGGUCGGAACAGCAAACAAAACAAACAUUUGAACUAUUAUAGUUUGCCGAAAGAAAAACGACGGCAAGUGCAAUGGCUGCAAGCGGCUGGGCGCACGGACCUGCUAGAAAAGGACAAGGUGCUGGUUUCGCACCGGUUCUGCUCCCGACACUUCCCUCCCUCGUCUAUAAAAAACAAACAUCUUUGUGACACUGCUAUGCCCUCGCUUUGUCUACCUGGGACUACUGAAAAGGAUAGCGAGGUCCACAAUCACAAAGGCAUUGUGUGUGAUAGCUGCGGGCUGGCAGUCUCUGGGUUCCGGUACAAAUGCGUCUCUUGCGCGGACUAUGAUCUGUGCCAGAAAUGCGAGAUGCGAGAGACACAUCCGGAUCAUUAUAUGCUGAGGAUGCCCAAGCCUUUGAAACAUAAAUUGGCGGACGAUCUGAUCGGCAAGUGGCGCGAGUUUUUCUCCGCGAAGCACGUCACGCCCGACUCGGACAGCGACGAUGAGCCCAUCACCAAAUACAGGAAUCACAGCAGCGUCGACCUAUCCGAAGAGGUAAAGCGUGCGAUCCGCGCCGAAGUGGCGCGGGUGUCGAAACUGCCGGACCCAGAGGAUCCCCAGCUUAAGAGGAAAACGGCCACCGAGCGGCGCCCGAUUAAGAGGAUACGGAUGGACGGCACGAUAGGGUAUGAUGACGAGGACAGGAGCGUCCCGGAGGUGGUGUUCGCCGACGUCAACGAAGAUGAUCAGCUGCUGGAAGUCAAGCACGAAGUCACUGGAGAAGAAUGGAAGAAGAUGGUGCAUGUCAAAAUAAGUGACGACCUGACGGAGCUCAUGAUAGAAGUACCUCAACAAAAUGCGGGGCACACGGCGUUAUGAGUUUAUUUAUACAAAAAGAGGUAGUUAAGGAAACUUUGAGCUAAAGGCUCUUUUUAUGAUUAUUUGAUUAACCUUUUACCAGGCUAAGGGAUAUAUAUUUCCCACAUACGGCACUUCAAACACGUGUUUUAUGUAUUUUCGAUCAGUAAGACUGACAUUCGAUUGUCAGUUUUCAACUGUCAGCCUGGUAAAGGGUUAAGGUAUAAUGUAAAUAAAUAACUAU
Molecule: messenger RNA, 1243 nt
Organism: Cydia strobilella
Lineage: Eukaryota; Metazoa; Arthropoda; Insecta; Lepidoptera; Tortricidae
Exons: 7
Coding region: 130-1020 (296 amino acids)
Biological process (GO): aggrephagy; mitophagy; endosome organization
Cellular component (GO): amphisome; aggresome
Molecular function (GO): zinc ion binding; K63-linked polyubiquitin modification-dependent protein binding; protein kinase C binding
Source: RefSeq, a predicted model, not a curated record